GAGGAGAUCAACCCUUUACAAAUAGCCUCAGAACAUCUACACCGCUUUACAUACUCUCUCUAUUCUCUCUCUCGUUUUCAAUAUUCUCUGAGCAACUCCAGCACCGCCGCCACGAAACGUCAACACCUAAACCCCAAACCCACCAAUUCCCCAUCCCAAUUUCGCCGGACGAUACCCAAAUUUCCUAAUUUUUUUAUAACCCAAGUGUUCGGAUCAGCAUACUCGCACUCCUAAUUUUCCAAUCCGAUGCUGCCCUGUUCCGAUAGAACAUCGUCGGAAGCACUCAAACCCCUGAAAAAACCCAAAACCCCAGACUUAGACCGCAAAAACUCGUUCAACUCAAUUCAAGCCUACCUCUCCCUACAGUGCCUACACCACCCCCGUACAUGGCUCAUCCUCGCCGUUUUCUUCCUCCAAAUUGUCCUCCUCCUCAUGGCCCGCUCCAUCCCGGCUUCCGUCCCCCGCGCCCGCCGUCACUUCCCCGCUCCCUCCACCCCCCCCGCCGCAGCCGCCAACCCGCUAUGCACCGCCACGGUCUACGUAUACGACCUCCCACCCAUUCUAAACACCGACUUGCUCAGAAACUGCAGCGAAUUAAACCCCUGGGUGUCAACGUGCGAGGCCUAUUCAAACAACGGGUUCGGCCGGAAAGCCGCGGGGCUAAGCGGCAUCGUGCCGGAUAAUUUAACCCACGCGUGGUACUGGACGGACCAGUUCGCUUUGGAGAUAAUUUACCACAACCGGAUGGUGAAUUACAGGUGCAGAACUCUUGAGCCGGAGUCGGCUACGGCGUUCUACAUCCCGUUCUACGCCGGACUCGCGGUGGGGAAGUACCUGUGGUUGAACUACACCGCCGAGGACCGCGACCGCCACUGCCGGACGAUGGUGGAGUGGGUCCGGGACCAGCCGCACUGGAACAGAUCCAACGGCUGGGACCAUUUUAUCACGAUGGGAAGAAUCUCAUGGGAUUUCCGCCGGUCUCAGGAUACGGACUGGGGGUCCAGCUGCAUAUACUUGCCCGGGAUGAGAAACGUUACACGGCUCCUGAUCGAGAAGAAUCCCUGGGACUACUUCGACGUCGGUGUGCCCUACCCCACCGGAUUCCACCCCUCCACGGCCUCCGACGUCGCGACGUGGCAGGACUUUGUCCGGACGCGCAGGCGCACGACGCUGUACUGCUUCGCCGGCGCGACGCGUGGGUUCAUCAAGAACGACUUCAGAGGCUUGCUUCUGAGUCAAUGCUACAACGAUUCUGAAUCCGGUUCGUGUCGGGUGGUGGACUGCGGCGGAUCGAAGUGCGCGAACGGGUCGUCGGCGAUCCUGGAGGCGUUCCUGGGCUCGGACUUCUGCUUGCAGCCGAGGGGGGACAGUUUUACGCGGCGGUCGAUAUUCGACUGCAUGGUGGCCGGUUCGAUCCCGGUUUUCUUCUGGAAGCGGACGGCUUACUACCAGUACGAGUGGUUCCUGCCGGGUGAGCCGGGGAGUUACUCGGUUUUUAUGGACCGGAACGCGGUUGCGAACGGGACGUCAUCGAUCAGGGGUGAGCUUGAGAAAAUCAGCAGGGAGGAGGUGAGGAGGAUGAGAGAGAAAGUGAUCGAGUACAUACCGAACGUUGUGUACGCGAAGCCUGGUGAGGGUUUGGUGGGGAUUAGGGAUGCGUUUGAUGUUGCCGUUGAUGGGGUGCUUAGGAGGAUCAAGAAACAAGAGGGAGGAUAUAAGUGGUAAAGCAAGUUGUUGUAUACAUAAUUUAUUUUUAGUUUGGAAUUACUUGUACAAAGAUCUGUUACGUUAAAUUUGUUAUUUUUUAAGUAUUACUCCCUCCGUCCCAA
Molecule: messenger RNA, 1829 nt
Organism: Rhododendron vialii
Lineage: Eukaryota; Viridiplantae; Streptophyta; Magnoliopsida; Ericales; Ericaceae
Product: xyloglucan galactosyltransferase XLT2-like
Exons: 1
Coding region: 247-1725 (492 amino acids)
Biological process (GO): xyloglucan biosynthetic process
Molecular function (GO): galactosyltransferase activity
Source: RefSeq, a predicted model, not a curated record